Cheilinus undulatus (humphead wrasse) is the source of this 3106-nucleotide messenger RNA. RefSeq names its product GTP binding protein 1 (gene gtpbp1). The record is from RefSeq and is a predicted model, not a curated record. Bases 239 to 2239 code for a protein of 666 amino acids. The transcript has 13 exons. NCBI's taxonomy places the organism in Eukaryota, Metazoa, Chordata, Actinopteri, Labriformes, Labridae. Gene Ontology annotation, biological process: translational elongation. Gene Ontology annotation, molecular function: GTP binding; translation elongation factor activity; GTPase activity.
GGUGCCAGUGCUUUUAUUUUUAAAUGGCUUGGAUGCCAAACAAUAGCAUUUAAAAGUGUGGUUUGUCCUUGUAUCGUGUGUCUAAUGUGAAGUGAACCUGUUCACCAUUACUGCCUUAUUUGCGCAGAUUUCUGACGUGCAGGUUGCGGUGCUCCGUGGUUGUGUGUACAGUAGGGUGUGUGGUUACUAACCGUCAGUACAACAGCUUCAAAUUCAUCUCUGCAAGGCUGGCAUAGAAAUGGCAUCGAUAGCAGCGGCACAUGAGCCGGGUUUAAACCCGAGCUCCAUGCUAGCUGACGCCUUGGUCCCGGCCAGCAUUUUCGCUCCUGAGAGGGGAGGAUGCGGCGUGGACGACGCCGGGGACGAGUGCUUCGAGGACGGGGACAUGAUGAAUGGCGAGUCCGAGGAGCGCGGGGUUGACUUCACCAACAAGCUGGCUCUUGUUAGUCCAAAUGGAGAGCAGUAUGACUCGUUACUACGACAGCUCCGGGACAGGAUGGAGGAGGGAUGUGGAGAGACCAUCUAUGUGGUCGGGAUGGGCUCAGAUGGUGGUGACUGGGGUCUGGACGAGAAGGACAUGGAGGCCUCCAUAGCCACAGUGCACUCCAUGUGUGAGCAAAUUGAUGCUGACCUUAUUCCGCUCCGUGAGCGCAACGAGGCAGCUGGAUUGGUACGAGACUAUCUGAUCCGCCGACGUGUGGGGGAGCUGGACUUCCUGGAGGUCAGGGUUGCUGUGGUGGGUAAUGUGGAUGCUGGUAAGAGUACUCUGCUUGGAGUGUUGACACAUGGAGAGCUGGACAAUGGCAGAGGCUUCGCUCGCCAGAAACUCUUCAGACACAAACACGAGAUGGAGAGCGGCAGGACCAGCAGCAUAGGCAAUGAUAUCCUGGGGUUUGACCAGGAGGGACAGGUGGUGAACAAACCAGAUAGUCAUGGUGGAAGCCUGGACUGGACCAAAAUCUGUGAGAAAUCCUCCAAAGUCAUCACCUUCAUAGACCUGGCUGGCCAUGAGAAAUACCUCAAGACCACUGUGUUUGGGAUGACCGGACACCUGCCUGACUUCUGCAUGCUCAUGGUGGGCAGUAAUGCAGGUAUCGUAGGGAUGACCAAAGAGCACCUGGGUCUGGCCUUGGCCCUGAAUGUGCCUGUGUUUGUGGUGGUGACCAAGAUAGACAUGUGUCCAGCCAACAUUCUGCAAGAAACACUGAAGCUACUGCAGAGGCUACUGAAGUCCCCUGGCUGCAGGAAGAUCCCCGUCCUGGUUCAGAACAAGGACGAUGUCAUAGUAACGGCAUCAAACUUCAGUUCAGAGAGGAUGUGCCCCAUCUUUCAGAUCUCAAACGUGACCGGUGAGAACAUGGACCUGCUCAAGAUGUUCCUGAACCUGCUCUCCUCCAGGACCUCGUACAGAGAUGACCAGCCUGCUGAGUUUCAGAUAGAUGACACCUACUCUGUCCCGGGAGUGGGAACUGUAGUAUCAGGAACUACUUUACGUGGACUAAUACGUCUGAAUGACACGAUGCUGCUUGGGCCGGACCCUUUGGGAAGCUUCAUCCCCAUCGCUGUCAAAUCUAUUCAUCGUAAGAGAAUGCCAGUGAAGGAGGUUAGAGGUGGUCAGACGGCAUCAUUUGCUCUUAAAAAGAUCAAGCGCUCGUCAAUAAGGAAAGGCAUGGUAAUGGUUUCUCCAAAGCUCUGCCCGCAGGCAACUUGGGAGUUUGAGGCUGAGAUCCUGGUGCUGCAUCAUCCUACUACAAUAUCCCCGAGAUACCAGGCCAUGGUCCACUGCGGCAGUAUAAGACAGACGGCCACCAUCCUGUCCAUGAACAGAGACUGUUUAAGGACAGGAGACAAGGCUUCAGUCCACUUCCGCUUCAUUAAAACUCCUGAGUACCUGCACUGUGACCAGAGACUGGUGUUCAGAGAGGGACGCACCAAGGCUGUGGGCACCAUCACUAAGCUGCUACAAUCCACAAACAACAUGCCGUCAAACUCCAAACCUCCACAAAUCAAAAUGCAGUCGACAAAAAAGGCACCGCUUCGAAAAGAGGACGGCACGGCAGCAGCUGGAGAUGACGCAGCAACAAUAGCACUGUCAGCAGGACAAACCGUGGUACAACAGCCAAAGUCUGGAGGAGGUGGCAGGAGAAGGGGCGGGCAGAGGCACAAAGGAAAAGGCCAGAACAGCAACACCAACUCCACAGCACCCCCCUCUUCAUCAUCAGGACCUGCAGGCUGUUAAACUGCCCCCCCCCCCCCCCGUUCAUCGCUCCCUCCACUCUCCAAGUGUCUUCAUUUCACCAACGAUGACAAAUCUGCAGUGAGACACUCCCCUCACUCUGACUACUCCUUGCCUUUUACACCAGAUUUAUUUAAAGGGAACACACAAGGGGUUCGUCUCAAACCACAGCACAGAUGCAGUUUUUAGUCAGCUGCCUUCACUGUUUGGACGUUUUGAUGUUUUAAGGAGCUGGUUAGGGGAGUUAGCCUCACUCAGGAUGGACUCAUUUUAUCCACACUUCCUUCUAUCGUCAUGUUUUUACCAGAGAGGGAGGCUAAACCCCAAAAACAAGGGUCCAGUACCAAUAUGAGCAGCUAUAAAUGGAACUCCCCCAGCAUUCCCUGUGUUACUUGCAAUGAAAAACAUUUAAUGUACUAUUUAUACUGCUUCUGUAAAUUAGCUUAGUCGUGUUCAGAUUGGGAGGAUGCCAUUGUAAAAACUGUAUGCAAAUCAUCAAUGAAUGUAGCAGGAGGGCACGCAGUGGUUUUAAAUUCUUGAUAUAUGGAAGAUAUAAGCUGUUAAGGUUUUAUAAGUGUCAGUUAUUUAUUUGGCAAACAUGCCGAACUGGCAUGGUUUCAGAUAUUCAGCCUGCUCUCUCUCAAGCUUCCUCUGUCAUUCAGUCAUGUUUCAAACCUCACAGUAAUAACCAUAGUGAUAAAGCACAUUAUCCUUUCACUGCUCCAGUUCUGAUCAUAAUGAGACCUGCUCAUCACGCAGUGCUGCUUCUAACUCUCGUACUCCAUGCGUUAAAGCCUGUUAACAUGUUGUGACCGUUGAAAAACACUCUGCCGCUUAAAAACUGACCAGAAAUAAACAAGCUUUACUCAA